ACAUGACUGCAAGGAUCCUCUUGCGGUCCCGAUGGGCCGUGGCUUUUGCUUUGCUCACUAUCUUUGUAAGCGUUUCCGAAACGUGGAUUAACGAUAGGCCGGUUCUAGAAGUUCGUGACGGAAAUCUCUUCAUCACUAGUGCCCAAGAUAAGAACAUCACUUUACAGACUCGCGGUGCGAGCUACGUCACCGUGAACGGACUUAAUCUGGUACAGGUCGCGUCGUCGGCGUACAACGCUUCGAAAUUAGUGGAAACAUGGAAAUACGGAAUCCUCGGAGAUGUCGAGUCCAAGCUCCAAGAGAUAAGAGGAACGAUAUACGACGAUCGCUCUGGUCUAGUGAGCAGAAUUAGUGCCAUUGAAUUAGGCACUAGACAGAACGCUACCGUUAGUAUUUCUCUUGCAAUGGUCGUCAACGAUGGACGCGAUAGUCUUACCGAUUUUGCACGAACUCGAAUUCAGCGGCUCACCGUACGAGUGCGUCGAACGGAACGCCAGAUCAGAGAUAUCCUGAACAAGUUGCAAACCGAUGAGUGUGAAAGUAAUCCUUGCCAGAAUGGCGGUACUUGCGAGGAUUUAAUAGACGGGUAUAAAUGCCGCUGCACGGAAGGUUGGGAGGGACCGCAGUGCACUAGGGAUAUUGAUGAAUGCACCAGGUACCACGGAACUGAUUUAGGAUGUCAGAACAAUGCUGUCUGUACAAAUCUUCCUGGAACUUAUGGAUGCGUCUGUACAUCAGGAUGGUACGGUACUCACUGCAAGACACGGACAAAAGUAUGCAACAGAGAAAACUCAAACGAACUUUGCGGGCACGGCGUCUGCGUUGAAAGUGAUACAUUACUUGGUUACUCUUGCUCGUGCGACGAGGGCUGGACUAGCACCAGUGCAAAUCCGGCUUGUGUCCAAGACGUCGACGAGUGUGCCGCCAAGCAUCCUCCAUGCUCCGUCAGUCCCAUGGUGCCGUGCAUCAACGUGCCUGGGGGCUUUCACUGCGGAUCGUGUCCUCAGGGCUUUACAGGAAACGGGUACUACUGCGCGGAUAUCGAUGAGUGUCUUACUAACAACGGUGGUUGCAGUCUUUCACCCUUAGUGCGGUGCUUCAAUACAAUGGGGUCAAGGAUGUGCGCGCCGUGUCCAACUGGUUAUGAAGGUGAUGGAGUGACCUGCAACUACGUCGGACGUUGCAGAAUAAACAAUGGCGGUUGUCAUCCGUUAGCGACAUGCAUCAAUAGCCCAGGGAUGGGCGACUGGUCCGUUCAAUGUCGCUGUCCGGCAGGAUAUCGCGGUAAUGGAAUGGGACCAAAUGGUUGCGAGGUAGGAUCCGAUGUUUUGAGCCCUUCGACCUGUACCAGCAACCCCUGCAGCCACGGAACUUGCAUUUCGAACGGGCCUUAUGAUUACACGUGUCGAUGUGAAUCUGGAUAUACCGGAAGAAACUGCGAUACCAAAGCGAAUCCUUGCGAUCCUAAUCCUUGCCGAAAUCGAGGGACAUGCACUGUUUCUACAAGACAACGACCAAUUUGUGUGUGCACCGGAAGCUUUACUGGACCCCAGUGUGAAACUCCCACGGAGACCUGUGGGGGAUUUAUUGAGGAUCCAGCAGGAAUUUUGCAAUUCCCCAGUGACGGUAGUAAGUAUCCAAAUGGCUUGAGCUGCGCCUGGGUUCUUGGCGCCGAUGAAAACAAAGUUUUGAAUGUCACCUUCACGGCGUUCGACCUUGAAUCUUCCACGGAUUGUCAGACCGAUUACCUUCAGAUUCACGACGGCCGCACAGCUGGAGAACACUCGAUCGGAAGAUACUGUGGCGUGAACUUACCCAGAAAUGGAACUAUAAUCUCAUCUGACAGGUAUUUAUACCUUUGGUUCCACUCGGACGGAAGCUCAGCUUACGACGGAUUCACCAUGAACUGGACGUCGAUAGACCCGCAAUGUGGAGGUGAGAUGAGUGCAAGUUUCGGUAAGAUAAUCUCUCCGGGAUGGUCGCACAGAUAUCCGCCAAACAGAGACUGCCGGUGGCACGUUAUCGUCAACCCUGGAAAACGAAUUCAAUUCCAUUUCUACACAAUAAUGCUGGAGGAGAGUCCUACCUGCCAGAAAGAUUAUCUCAAGAUUAUGGAUGGGCCAGGCGACAGAAGCCAACAGUUGGGACUAUUCUGUAACCACACCAAUCCACCACAACUUGUGACAUCUGGAUCGGAAGCUUGGAUUCAUUUUCACUCCGAUGAUUCAGGACAAGACGUCGGUUUUGAAAUCGGUUUCUCGACCAUUGAAGGAUCGCCGGGAUGCGGAGGCAUUUAUACAACUCCUUCUGGCACCAUCACUUCACCCAAUUUCGAGACUCGGUACGAUCGAAACUUGGAUUGUGAGUGGAGAAUUCAAAUACCGGUUGGAGAACGAAUCAAGAUAACAUGGGUCAGCUUUGACGUCGAGACUUCCACUGGCUGCAGGUGGGAUUUUGUCGAGGUGCGGGAAGGGGUGGACAUAAGAGGUCCGUUGAUUGGGAGGUAUUGCGGUUCCAUGCUGCCGCAGUCUAUACGAUCUGAAUCAAAUGUUGUACUGAUAAGAUUCAAAAGUGAUGCGAGUCGUCAGGAGAAAGGAUUCAAACUAAAUUACGAGGUUAAUUGCGGCGGACAAUUUGUUGACCCCACGGGUGUUUUGAAAUCCCCUUACUAUCCGAAUCCUUAUCCGGCCUCGAGGACAUGCAUUUACGAAAUAAUACAGCAAACUGGGAAAGCUAUAAGAUUGACUAUCAAGGCUAUGGAUAUUGAGGGUCCAGCGAGAUUCCGUUGCCGCUUCGAUUACUUGGAAGUCCACGAUGGUAACAGUGAGAAGGCGACAAAAAUCGGAACCUACUGUGGCACAAACGCAUCGAUUCCCUAUUUCCCCAUUUUGUCAACGCACAAUCAUAUGUGGAUUAAGUUUAAGACAGACGCCAGCGUUCACAAACGAGGAUUCAUGGCUACCUACGACGUUGUCGAUAUUAGGUGUGGAGGUAUCUUUACAGCGACAACGGGUAUAAUUCAGUCCCCUUCUGACAAUGGAAAAUACGGGAACAACGAGGAAUGCACCUGGAUCAUUCAGGCACCCCCAGGAUUUAUUGUGCGGCUUAAUUGGCACAUAUUUGAUCUGGAAUCGCAUCGAGCCUGCUACCACGAUUAUGUCAGAGUAUACGAUUACACGGUAAUGGACGUAAAACAGGAAAUAGGAACGUUCUGCGGAAAAAAACUACCGCACGUGAUGACUACACAAUCGCGAAUGAUGUCAAUCAACUUUCAUACAGAUUCUUCUGGUAGGAGUGACGGAUUCAUGGCUGUGUAUACAUUUAUCGAUGCUUCAAGAUCCUGUGGCGGACACUUGUCGACGCUGACAGGCGUUAUUAAGUCGCCAGGUCAUCCCCAGCCCUAUCCGGAGAACAGAGUAUGCGAAUGGUUCAUCUAUGCUCCUAGCAGGCACCAAGUCGUAUUGAAUGUUAGGAAUUUCAGUAUCGAGGCGGACUCAUCGUGCAGAUCUGACAGUCUCGAAAUUAGAAACGGAGGCUCGAAAUCAUCUCCCCUGAUUGGAAAAUACUGCGGAACAGAAAUACCGAAGCUAAUUUCGACCUUCGGCAAUCAGAUGUACCUGAGAUUUACAUCUGAUAACUCAAGAAGUGGAGCCGGUUUCCUCAUAGAAUGGGAUAGCAACCCAGUUGGUUGCGGGGGUACUUCGACAACCUCCAGUGGAUCGAUCAUUUCUCCUAAUUACCCUGAACCGUAUCAUGACCUCGCUGAAUGUCACUGGGAUUUUAGAGUUGCUCACGGCAGCGUUAUUCAAUUUAUCAUCGUGGAUCUCCAGCUCGAAGAACAUAACCAAUGUCGAUAUGAUUUUAUCGAAAUUACUGAAGGGGUUCCUGGACACACGAAAAGCUUGGGAAAAUACUGCAGCAGUGAUCAUCCUAUCUACAUACAGACCACAACGAAUGUAGCAAGUAUUCGUUUCCGUGCUGAUAUCGAAAACGCCGGUCGUGGUUUUCAGAUAAACUACCAAACUCUCUGCCACCGCAUACUUAAGGGAUUCCGAGGAGUGAUUGAAUCGCCAAAUUUCCCGAACAAUUACCCACACCGAGAAAACUGUAGCUGGGUGAUCGAGGCACCCCUGGGCAACAAGAUAAAUGCGACCUUUUCUCACUUUGACUUGGAAGCAGGGCUCGAAGACUCUUGCGAUUUCGAUUACCUAAAAGUAACCGAGGGGGACCACAAUGUGUCGACAAAAUUUAUCAACAAAUACUGUGGCAUGGAACUUCCACCCAAGAUAGUAUCUACUCAACGUCAGGUCUUUCUUCAAUUUUAUUCCGACAGCUACAGUGCAAGUAAUGGAUUCCGGCUUGAAUGGAUUGUCAACGGUUGCGGUGGUCUCUUAACUAGUCCACAAGGUACGAUCACAUCUCCAGGAUGGCCCGGGCCGUACCCAGCGGAUAUUGAAUGCCUUUGGCACAUAGUGGUGGACUAUUCUCAAAGUAUAGAACUUCAGUUGGUUAAAGUCGACAUGGAAAAGACGUCGGAAUGCGGAGCUGAUCAUUUAAGCGUGUACAACGGAGCAGACGACAAAGCGAUACAGCUGAUAGAAACAUGCCAAGUGUCCAGCCCGCAGACACUUACCAGUACAGGAAAUCAAAUGUUCAUCAAAUUUUUCACCGACUCCUCAUUCGAACUCUCGGGAUUCAAAGCUACUUAUAAAAGCAUUCCUAUCGAAUGCGGCGGUAAAUUUACCACAUCUACUGGAGUCAUACAUUCCAAAAACUAUCCGUUGAAUUAUCCAGCAAAUCAGAGCUGCGAGUGGCUCAUUCAAAUUGCUGAAAACCACCUUGUCAAUCUGACAUUCCUCGACUUUGAUUUAGCGUCGACAACUAACUGUAGCGACGAUUAUUUUAAGAUUUACGAUGGUUCAACGCGAGAUUCGCGCCUACUGGCAACUCAUUGCGACAAUCGACUACCUCCGUCUUAUAUUUCCUCGAGCAACAGUCUUUUAGUAGUCAUGAGAACAGACCCCUACAUCCAGGCGAAGGGUUUCAAAGCAAGAUAUGAUAUGGCAUGCGGCGCACGCAUUGUCACCCGUGAGGCCGGAAUUAUCAGGAUGGAUCCUACAGUCGGCUUACAUACGCACAUAGAGAACUGCACGUGGACCAUUAUAGCCGAAGAUCCAGCGGAUCAUGUCACGUUAACGCUAACGGACAUGAGAGUACUGACAUCGAUCACUAGCGAUGAGUGCAUGGAACUUUCUAUAAAGGUUUUCGAGGGCGAAGCAACCGAUGGACCAUUGUUGGGCACCUGGUGCGGGACUAAAGUUCCACCGCCAAUAACAAGUCAUGGAAAUGUAUUAAGUAUCCAGGCCAGAUCUCAGUUGCUUGAGUACGGCUCAUUGUACAUGGCAAGGUUUACAGGGGCUUACUCUGUCCUCAACACAGCUUGCGGAGGUACUUACACAUCGGAACACGGAGCGAUUGCCACACCUGGACGUCCAGGAAAUUACCCCCGAGGCGUGGAAUGUGAAUGGAGCAUUCAAACAUCACCGGGAAACCCGAUAAGCUUGUCAUUCCGGGAGUUCCAUCUGACUGAAAGUGAAAACUGUAAUUUGGAUUACGUCGAGGUACGGGAAGUGAAUGCGGCUGGAAGACUACUCGAUGUUUAUUGCGGUGAAAACGCGAGCACGAUAAUUUCGCAAAAAAAUUUAUGGGUCAAGUUUCAAAGUAGUGCUGAAGAUACGAAUAAAGGAUUCGUAGCUGAUUAUAGCAUUCUACCUGGAAAUUUGGAGCUCUCAGGACCUACUGGAGACAUUGCGUCUCCGUUGUAUCCACAAUUAUGCGUUCUGGAAGGAGAAUAUUUCUGGCGAAUUACCGUUGAUAGCGGAUUUACGAUACAAAUUACCUUCAAAGAUUUCUCCAUCGAAAGAUAUGGAGAAGAAUGUUACAUUGCACUUACUAUUUACGACGGAUAUAACGAAGAUGCUCCGGUUUUGAUGAGCAAGUGUGGUAUGAUAUUGCCGGGUAUGGUACGAACUUCCAGUAAUAUAGUUUACAUCAAGUUCGAUCAUACGAUCUUAUUACAAGAAGGUAGCAAGUUUUCUUUAAGCUGGUUGCAAGUUCCCAGAAGUGAUGGUGACGGAAUUUCUAUUUCGGGUAAAGUGGUCGCGUUGACUGCUCCGAGAAACAACAGCUACACUUUCAACUCACCCGGUUGGCCAAAUGGUUACAAAUCGGAUCUCGACUGCGUCUGGACCAUCGAGUCGGUUCCUGGAACACACUUGGCAAUAAAGUUUAACAGUUUUGAGCUGGAAGAAACUGAGAAUUGCAUUGCAGAUCAAGUUAAAAUUUAUACAGGAAACUCUCUGACAUCUCAGCAGCAGUGGACACAGACAGGAAACUUUUGCUACCGCAAUACUACUGGCACAACUAUAGAAGCAUCAAAUUUAAUGAAAAUCGAAUUUAAGACCGAUGUAUACGGAAAUAAAACCGGAUUCACGGCUAUAGUUCGGAGAGUGUGUGGUGGUGAGCUGUACGGACCGAACGGAGUCAUAGAAGUUAAUCGAACAACGGAUUCUGACCAUAAUAAUAGAUGGUGGAAUCAUCUAUGCGAAUGGAAGGUCACCGUAAGGCGAGGGAAAACCAUUGAAGUGAAGUUUACCGAUUUAAACAUACCGAGAAACGACGGUGUUGCAUGCGCGGAAGCCUAUGUUAUGUUGAAAAACGGCGACGCAGUCUCGUCUCCUCUCCUUGGCCAUGGCAAAUAUUGCGGUACCACACUUCCUGCUCAGAGUUUGCAAACAACUGGGAAUUCACUUUAUGUUAAGUUCACUGGCUCCAAGAUGCGUGAUCUCUUCAAACUCACGUACAGGGAGGUGGGAAUAAAUUGUGGCGGUGACAUCCUCCUAUCGAAGGAAAACCAAAGUAUUAAUAUAAGUAGUCCAAACUACCCGAACAUUCCAAAUCCAUAUACCGAGUGUUUCUGGACAAUAAUGGCACCGGGUGGGGAACUGAUCUCGAUUCAUUUCCUAGAGAGAUUCGAUCUUACCCACGAUCCUGACUGCAAUAAGGAAUAUCUUGAAAUCAGAGACGGAGGAACUGAGUUAUCGACGUCCUUGGGACGAUUCUGUAACGGGAAACCAUCCAGCUUGACCACGACCGGAAAUGCCAUGUAUCUUCAUUUUUAUACCGACGUACCUGAACCUAAGAAUGGUUUCAAGGCUACAGUGAACACUGGCAAUCAUUGUAACAGAAUUAUACGAAGCUCACGAGGAGAGCUACAAUCACCUCGUUAUCCGCACCCCUAUCCAACUGGUUAUCACUGUAAAUGGACCAUCAUCGGCGUUCCUACUCACACAAUAAAGCUGCAAUUUUUAGAACUCGAUUUACCAAGCAGAACGAAUUGCAGCCUCACUGACCACGUUGAAAUUAUCGAUUACGUAACAAACAGCUGGAACGGCCCUGAGAUGAAUAGCAGCAUUGGUAAAUAUUGCGGUGAUUCAAAGCCUGAAAUAAUUCAAACAUCGGGAAACAAAGCAGAGGUUAUUUUCACAAGCGAUCAAGAACCGUCCACUAGGUUUACAGGAUUCAAAAUCAACUUUACUAUUUCUAAAGAAGCAUGUGGCGGUAAGCUCGUUGGCGAAGCUGGUGAUUUUACAUCACCUGGGUACCCUCGUCCUCCGGGUGCAAGAUACAGAUUUUGUUGGUGGCAGAUAACAGUGCCAGACGGAUAUCGUGUUCAAGUCGACCUAAUUGAUUUUAACCCACCCACGACUAGAUACGGACGCUACCAUCUCAUGUUAGAACCGGGGAUUACAUUUUUGAAUGCUUUCGAUUAUGGAAGUCGGAUUGGAAAGGCCUCCAGCACCCAAACGCAGAGGCAAUUUCGCAGUAGCGGCAACACGAUGCUUGUUCACUACUGGGCAGGCCGAGAGGCCAUGAGCGGUUUUAAAGCUCAUUACAGUAGCAUUGCUCCUGCACUAUGUGGUGGCAAACUAACAGACGGUCAGGGUACUCUAAUUUCCCAUGGCGAUUCUAUUUACAAUAUGACAAACUUUUAUUGCAAAUGGACACUUCAAUCGCCUUUCAUCAAUUCAACGGAACAAACACUUGCAUUGAACAUGUCAGGAACGAUUGGUAUACGAAACGUUCGGAUCAAUAACUUUUACCGUUGUUCACAAUAUGUCCCCAGACUGCAAGUAACCGAUAGUGUCAAAUUUUCAAUCGGUGAUGCUUGUGGAAAUAUAGACGGUGUUACCUUACGAAGUCCGUCACCAAGUAAUAUAAUCCUGUUACGAAGUGAAAACAACUAUUUUAUGAGCCGAGCAACAGAAAGAUUACCGGUAAAUGCUACGAUUAGCUACCGCUGGAAUCAGUGUGGUGGAUUGCUGGGCGGCCCAUAUCAAACAAUUACUGCACCAAAAAAUCGAACUUACCCGAUAGAUUGCGUCUGGCGAAUAGAGUAUCCGGAUGCAGGAGACAAAAUUUUGAUGACUUUUAAAAAAUUGAAUCUUACAGGAUGCGACCGGAAUUACAUUACUAUAAGAAAUGGAGGUCCGAAGUCACCGGAGUUGCCCAAAUAUUGUGGAUCAACCAUACGGAAUACUACAUUGUCAAGUUCUAACAAAUUGUGGAUCGUGUAUCACGCCGAAGACCCGGGUGACUUUGAACUGCAGUUGGACACAUAUGAUCCCCCUUGCAGUAUGGAGUACAUGAGAAACCGUGGAGAGAUUUCCAGUCCUAAGUUCCCAAUAACACAGUAUCCGAAUAAUGCAGAGUGCUCGUGGAAUAUAACAGUAGAUCCCGGAUAUCACAUUGGAUUAGAGUUUGUAGACCGGUUCCAGCUGGAACAAAGUGCAGACUGUGCCAAGGACUUCGUCCAGGUGUUCGAUUGGCGCGAGGAUCCUACAACCGGGGUUACUUCGUUGUAUCCUUACCCGAAACUAUGCGGUAGAUCAAUGCCUCAGCCGCUGAACUCAACUUCGAAUCGCAUGAGAGUUUUGUUCCGGUCAAAUGAUAAGAUUCAAGGGGACGGAUUCCGUGCAAGAUGGAAUGUCAAUUGCGGUGGAACCAUAUUAGUAACGAAGCAAAGGAAGUAUCUCACUUCGCCCGGGUGGCCCGGAUCGUACGGAGCAAACCUGUUCUGUAACUAUACGUUUUUAGCGCCGGGAAAGAACAUUAUUGUGCGGUUUGUUCAAUUCACUAUGGGAUAUUCAGUCGGGAUCGAUGCAUGUAAGAACGACAAACUAACUAUAAUAACGAGCAAUGGAUAUAGAAGGGAGGCUAAUUCAUGGUGUGGUACUGAUAUUCCACCUGUACAAAGAGUUGAUUCACGAUUGGAAAUGCAUUUAUCAACGAAUGCAUGGAUGCAAUUGGGGAGAUUCAAAUUAGAAUAUUAUGUCGACGAAUGCGGUGGUGUGAUAACUAGCCCUACUGACAUAAGCUCACCUUCACUAGAUGAUAGUGGUACUUAUUACGGAAGAAUUAAUUGUACUUGGAUCGUACAGGCUCCGCCUGGAAAAAGUAUUAUCCUCAGAAUUGAAAGCUUCGAUCUUGAAACCAGUACCAGGUGCUUGUACGACUACCUAGCUGUGUACUCGACCCGAACUACGGAGAAAGAAAACAGGUUAAUCCUACUAUGUGGUACGUCGAUCGGAAACCCCGCAAUCAGAUCAACAACUGGUAUCAUGAACAUAAACUUUGUUACGGACGCUCACGAUCACAGAAAUGGCUUCAAAGCAAAGGUUCUAUUCACUACCGGUAUCGCGAAUGGCUGUGGGGGUGAUAUCGAUCUUUCAGGAUCACAAACUUUCCGAACACAAAAUAAUGCGACCUACAAUUCUUUGGAAGAUUGUCACUGGUCUAUUCGAGCGCCGAGCGAUAAUUACAUUAAAUUCACGAUUACCAGCAUGGAUUUGAAAAAUGCAACAUUUCCAGCGGGUGAAAACAGGACAGCAAGUGCGUCAUGCUCUGGCGACUAUCUGGAGAUACGCGACGGAUUGGGUCCGUAUUCCCAACUGGUCGGCCAAUACUGUGGAAAUGUUAUUCCACCACCUAUAACGUCGUCGACAAAUAGAAUGUGGAUCAGAUUUGUGACCGAUAGUACACUAAACGGCAAUGGCGUGACUGCAACGCUUGAAGCACUCCCUACUCCUUGCGGCAAUACAAAUCUGUUGAUUCAAAAUUAUACUCAAGAAUUGAAAUCACCGAACUUUCCGCACGGGUACGAUGCUGGAUUGAGAUGUCGCUGGUUCUUGUCUUACCCGGAUAGAACCUCAAGAUAUUGGAAUAGUUUGACCAUACACUUCAAGGAAUUCGACUUGGAGAGUUCUGAGAAUUGUAAUAACGAGAAGCUGAUCAUCCAUGAUAAAAACGCUGAUGCCCACAUCAGUGAAGGUUUUGGGGAAAACUUGGUAUACGGCGGUAGAAGACGGUCAAGUAGAUACUCCUGGCUGAAUUGGCGUGUAACACAGGAAACUUAUUCAUACUGUGGAAGCGAUCUACCAUUCGAUUUUCACAGCUAUGGAAGCGGUGUUGAAAUCACUUUUGAAUCGUCCCAAAAUCCAAAAGAAAGACACAGAGGAUUUAGGCUCGAAUACGGCGAGAGCGUUUGUAAUAGAAAUUUCACUCGUCCUCAAGGACGCAUUUUUCAACGCAGUUCGAAGGAGUGUUUCUUCACGAUAACAGCUCCAGAGAAUUCCACUAUUUCACUUUACUUUAACAGCGUUUCCGGGUUAUACGGUGACGAUUGUCCUAGUAAAGCGUUACAGGUACAUGAUGGAAGUUUCAGCAAUACCACCUUGGCUCAGUUGUGCGGUAACACCAUACCGAAUCCUAUCUUCAGUUCGGGGAACAAACUGAGCUUGCAUUCGUUCAGACAAUAUUACGACAUAACAUACACGAUGACUGACAAAGGAAGAGGCUGCGGAGGGAAGCUUUACAAUAGAAUAGGUCGCUUCACAUCCCCAUUGUAUCCGGGACCGUUCCGGAACGCGAGCGAAUGCACUUGGGACGUGACUGUGCCAACGGGUUUUGUUGUGGAUCUAUACUUCAGGGCGUUUGACCUUGGACUGAGGGAAACCUGCUCGUCGGAUGUUUUAGAAAUUUAUAAUGUACAGCCUGAUGGACAGGAACUAUUCGUGAAAAGUUACUGUGGGGAGGACAACCCAACUCCGUACCGUUCCUCGAAUUAUAGAAUAUUGGUAAGGUACAAGACAUCGAUGAAUAACGGAGGUAUGGGCUGGAUUAUUGAAUUCAAAGCACGUCGUCAUGAGUAACGAACCAGCGCUAAACCGUCUCUGCACAAUCAGCAACCAUUCCACACUUUGUGCUGAUACGAACUUGAACACAA
Diprion similis is the source of this 11344-nucleotide messenger RNA. Its product is annotated as cubilin-like. Bases 3 to 11270 code for a protein of 3755 amino acids. The transcript is spliced from 53 exons. The record is from RefSeq and is a predicted model, not a curated record. Gene Ontology annotation, molecular function: calcium ion binding. Lineage: Eukaryota; Metazoa; Arthropoda; Insecta; Hymenoptera; Diprionidae.